Triplophysa rosa is the source of this 6005-nucleotide messenger RNA. It is a transcript of the gene ndst1b, whose product is annotated as N-deacetylase/N-sulfotransferase (heparan glucosaminyl) 1b. Gene Ontology annotation, molecular function: heparan sulfate N-sulfotransferase activity; deacetylase activity. The transcript is spliced from 16 exons. Gene Ontology annotation, cellular component: Golgi apparatus. The record is from RefSeq and is a predicted model, not a curated record. Lineage: Eukaryota; Metazoa; Chordata; Actinopteri; Cypriniformes; Nemacheilidae. Bases 715 to 3369 code for a protein of 884 amino acids.
GGAAGAGAGUCCAGUGUGUAUGUGAGGGACAGUCAAGCAGGCGCGAGUUCUGCUGGCUUCACCGAGCAGAGACACACUCUGCGUUUGGACCGGGACGCCACGAUUCUUUUCACUCCACAGGCUUACAUUACACGUCUCAAAACCGCCGAUGCUUUAUUCAUGUAUAUGGAUUGAAGACUAUCUUACUGGAUCUGAUAUUAACUUGGAACGCCGGCAGCAUCUCCAAAGACUCACCUGCGGAUCAGCAGCUCAGACGAUUCGAGCCACUUUUGAUGAGAUUCUGGGAGGACCGUCGGCUCACACUGUCAGUCGAAGGUAAACUGGAGGUCUUGGCUAGAAUGCUCCGGGCAUGAUCUGUCUACACCAUCCGGUGCCGAAAAACAAGAAACCACCUUUUACAAGUCUGAAGCCUGGAAUCUUCACACGAGAUCAGGAGAUAAGGACUCGGAGAGAGUAGAGAAGUGGUAUUGAGGUGUUGGGCAGGGGGCCGCUGGUGCAUGUGGGGGCAGUGCACAUCCCUUCCCGGAGAGUGGAAGCCCACGUCCCCCAUGCCGUCCCCUGCCCAAACUGUUCUCGCCAUCUUCUGCAAUGGUGACAUGAGCACAGGCAUUACGGAUUCCAACCCAUCUUUUUCGCCCUCUUUCUGUAAAAAGCAUCCAAUAGACUUGACUUCUCACUUGUGAAAAGAGGACCGUUUGGAGUGGUUGCAAGGCGAUGAUGCUGAUGUGUGCACGUGUAAGGCGGCUCUUCCGUCAGCUCACGCUGCAGACCAGCCUGCUGCUGCUCUUCCUUUUCUGCAUGGUCAGUGUCCUCAUUUCGGCUUAUUUCCUGUAUGGCGUCAAACGCGAGCUUGAACCAGCCGGAGGCAUGGCGGUCCCCGAGGAAGAUACGGACGAUUGGGAGGAUCCCCGGGCGACUCCCUCUCUGCCGUCAGCACGGGUGCUGCCUGCAAGAACAGCCAAACCGGCGGACAUGUCUCGAACUGACCCAGUGGUGCUAGUGUUUGUGGAGAGCUUAUAUUCUCAGUUGGGCCAGGACAUCGUAGCCAUUUUGGAAUCGGGGAGGUUUCGCUACCAAACUGAGAUUGCACCUGGAAAGGGCGAUAUGCCCACACUUACCGACAAGAACCGGGGCCGUUUCACUCUGGUCAUUUACGAGAACAUCCUGAAGUAUGUCAACUUGGAUGCUUGGAACAGGGAGUUGCUGGAUAAGUACUGUGUGGAAUACGGUGUUGGCAUCAUCGGCUUUUUCAAGGCUAAUGAGAACAGUUUGCAGAGCGCCCAGCUGAAGGGCUUUCCACUCUUCCUGCACUCCAAUCUGGGUUUAAGGGACUGCAGCGUCAACCCCAAGUCACCACUGUUGCUCAUCACCAAGGCCCGGGAGGUUGAACGGGGUCCCUUACCUGGAGACGACUGGACGGUCUUCCAGUCCAACCACACCACCUAUGAGCCUGUGCUGUUAGCUCAUGGACGGAGCAUGGAGGCUGCUGGAGCCCCCGGACCCCUUCAUGCAGCGGUGGUCCAGGAUUUGGGUCUUCACGAUGGUAUCCAGCGGGUGUUGUUUGGGAACAACCUCAACUUUUGGCUGCACAAACUGGUACUGGUGGACGCUGUGAGUUUCUUGACUGGCAAGCGUCUGUCACUGGCUCUGGAACGCUACAUACUGGUGGAUAUCGAUGACAUCUUUGUUGGGAAAGAGGGCACGCGGAUGAAGGUGUCAGACGUCAAGGCCCUGCUGGAGAAGCAGAACGAACUCCGAACUCACGUGCCCAAUUUUACCUUCAACCUGGGAUUCUCUGGAAAGUUCUUUCAUGCUGGCACAGAUGAGGAGGAUCUUGGUGAUGACCUGCUUCUGUCAUACAGUAAAGAGUUCUGGUGGUUCCCUCACAUGUGGAGUCACAUGCAGCCGCAUCUCUUCCACAACCAGUCUGUGUUGGCCGAACAGAUGCUGCUUAACCGCAGGUUUGCAGAGGAGCAUGGCAUUCCCACAAACAUGGGUUACGCGGUGGCUCCGCAUCACUCUGGAGUGUAUCCCAUCCAUAUGCAGCUGUACGAGGCCUGGAAGAGAGUGUGGGGCAUCAAGGUGACCAGUACAGAAGAAUACCCUCAUCUCAAACCCGCCCGCUUCCGCAGGGGCUUCAUCCACAGCGGCAUCAGUGUGUUGCCCAGACAGACGUGUGGUCUCUUCACUCACACGAUCUUCUAUAAUGAGUAUCCCGGAGGCUCGAAAGAGCUGGACAAACUCAUCAACGGAGGAGAACUUUUCCUCACCGUACUCCUCAACCCAAUCAGCAUCUUCAUGACCCACCUGUCCAACUACGGGAAUGACCGCCUCGGACUGUACACCUUCAAGAACCUGGUGAAAUUCACACAGAUGUGGACCAACCUGAAACUCCAGACCCUCCCGCCCGUACAGCUGGCACAGAGAUACUUUCAAAUCUUCCCCGAGGAGAGGGAGCCCAUCUGGCAGGACCCGUGUGAGGACAAACGGCAUAAAGACAUCUGGUCUAAAGAGAAGACCUGCGACCGUUUCCCCAAGCUGCUUAUCAUCGGCCCUCAGAAGACAGGAACUACUGCCCUCUAUCUGUUUCUCGGCAUGCACCCCGAUCUGACCAGCAACUACCCCAGCAAAGAGACCUUUGAGGAAAUUCAGUUCUUCAAUGGCCGAAACUACCACAAAGGCAUCGACUGGUACAUGGAGUAUUUCCCUCUUCCCUCCAACACGAGUUCGGAUUUCUACUUCGAGAAAAGCGCCAACUACUUUGACUCCGAGGUCGCGCCCCGGCGAGCAGCUGCUCUUUUGCCCAAAGCCAAAAUCAUCACCAUUCUGAUCAACCCAGCUGACAGAGCCUAUUCCUGGUAUCAGCACCAGAGGGCACAUGACGAUCCCGUGGCUCAGAAAUAUACAUUCCAUGAUGUCAUCACAGCUGGCCGGGACACGCCCAUCAAACUGAGGGUCCUCCAGAGCCGCUGUCUGGUGCCCGGCCUGUACGCCACACACUUACAACGCUGGCUCACACACUACCACCCCAGCCAGAUCCUGGUUCUGGAUGGACAGAUGCUAAGAACAGAACCGGCUGCAGUGAUGGACAAAAUCCAGAAGUUCAUAGGCUUGACGAACACACUAAACUACCACAAGAUCUUAGCGUUUGAUCCGAAGAAGGGCUUCUGGUGCCAGCUGCUCGACGGAGGGAAGACCAAAUGCCUGGGGAAGAGCAAGGGGAGGAGAUAUCCGGACAUGGAUGUUGAUUCUCGAACCUUCCUCAGAGAGUAUUACCAUGAGCACAACAUUGAGCUUUCCAAGCUGCUGUACAAAAUGGGCCAGCCGCUGCCUAGCUGGCUCAGAGAGGAACUGCUCCACAGCAGGUAGCGUGAGGAGAGGGGUGGGGACACAUCGGUUAGACUCAGACACCCCAGCUUUUGAGGGGACUCGCCCUCUUGUCCACCCCUGCCAGCCACCGGCCACGUGGUUGACCAAGUCUCCUCCAGCGACCUUGCGGAACUCCAGGGGACUGACCUUCUGGAGGACAAGAUGAAGAGGAAGAGAAAGCAAGGAAAUUGCACUUAGGUGCACUUGUGGUUCUGUUCCGUUUUGGAGAACAGUGAGGAGCCUAAACCACACCCCUGGGGUACACCUGCCACAAGUCCUCGACAUAGGAUGACGAUGGGAGGCUUCAAAAGACUGUCUACUCCUCUGGUGUGUUGAAGUACCAGGGAACUCUGUCUUAACAUUAAAACUGGACACCCUCCCAGUAUGGGAGAGGAGGGCAUUUAUCUAUAUGUGACGGAGCUGUAGAUGUACGUCGAUCAUCAGUGUGGACAACACAAGUUAAUAACAGAUAAACAAGUGCCAGGAUGGAAGAGUCACACUUUCUUUCUUUGUUAAAUCUUCUUUUAACACUCAUUUCAUGUGUUUGCACAACACGAGGCCCUUGGCCUUGUAGUUUUAUUCUUCUAAACAGUUUUUAUUUCAGAGGGUAUUGAGCCCGUUCAUUACAGCUGCACCCUCUGGGCCUAAAAUGUGACAUUUAAAGGUGAAAUUUCAUUACAGUGUAUUUAUGGCUAUUAGUUGCGAAUCCACGGGACAGCUUAAUAAUGCGUGAUUAAUUGUGGUACUAAAACACAAAUAAGCUACAUCCAUAAUCAAUGUGACUGUAAAUAUGAAAAAGCUGGGUAUGCCGUAGGCCCGUUAUGUGUGCAGUAACUGCCUUAAUGCAACUUUUUCAAGCCAAUUGACGGUUAAAUUCGCAAAAGUAUACGUGUUUUGACAUGCCUCGAGGGGCGUAAUCUUUUCAUUUUAAUGAUGAAUGUCAAGAACUGGACCCUUAUGUUAUUUUGGCAUUAUAGCAAAUCUCACUGGAGCGUUAAAUAGUUUUGUCAGUAAGGGUAUUGCCAUUUUAAUGAUGAUUCAUAAAAGUUGCCUGCCAAUUUUUUAUCCUUUUUUAAUGAAUGUUUCACCCCUUUUAAAUUUUAUGUGAUAUCACAGCAUCUGUUUAGUUUGCAUUCAGGAAUGUCAUCAGAAUGUGUUGAGGAAUGUAUCGCCUCCGCCGAGAAAGUUUAUAAGGCCAUUAUGACUCAUCUUCUGUAGUAGGAACUGUUGAUUGCUACUGAACCGUAAGAAUUACACCCAUGAAUGUAAGCGAGGAAGCUGUAUAAUAGGCAGGGGCAGUCGGCGGAAAGCUCCACAAAGCCCCGUAACCCAGAGAUGGUGCUGAAUUGAACCACUGCGUUAAUUGAUUUUAUUUCUCAAGACUUGCUGCUGAAAUGAGAAGUCCAGAAACAAGCCAGAGUCUCAUUUUAUGUACAGUAUACCACACAAUUAAUUGGAUUUAAUUUUGUUCCAUCUUUUUUCUCCAUUCGUCUUUGAAAAGUUUCAUGCACUUUCUUCUGUACUUCCACGCUCGGUUACUUCAGAGCUCACGUCACACUAAAAGCUGUGUGAACUAGCCGUUCAUCCAAAGAGAAUGUUUGUCUUUUUCAAGAUGGUCCCUCAAAAGAAGCAGCUUCAGCCAGACAAGAAUUGCUGUUUGAUGGCUUUCACUUCAACUAAGGACCCUGUUAGUAAAAGCAGCUUGUGGUUAUUUGUGGGUUCCGCAGAAAAGGCAUCGAAAGAAAGCGCAGAUUGAACUGUAUUUGAUCUUGAAUAACCCCAGAUGUUCCUGUUUUAGGAAGGGGGACAUUUGGGUGAGGGGUCACAUGCUCGACGCACAGUUUUGCAAUAUUACAAAUAGAGAGCGGACAGUAUCAGAGAGCGUUUAUUUUCGAUAAUGCAGAUCUUAUUUGUAAAAACUGUACAGCCCAUUAUUUUCUUCAUUGACCUUCAAGUAUGAUGCUUGAGAAGCACAAAGUCUGCGUUGUUGACCAAGGAGCGGAAACACGUUUCGAUGCAUAUCUCUCGUGGAAGGGAUAUCACUACACUCUCUACAGGCUUUUGGGUCCACGGAACAUUUUGUAUUACCAGUAACUUUUACAAACAGUUUUACUGGGUCUUGGUUUAAAUGUAAGUAGUUUACAACUGUCUACGGUACAAAACCAUGCACCUUACAUGCUGCUCUCAGAAUAGUCAUGAUCGCGUAAUAUUCGACUCGUCCAUCGUCAUUUAGUAUUCAUGCUCCCUAGCCGACAACUGACAUCUAAAAAUGCAAUAUUGUGUUUCCUGGGAAAAUAGGAAGUUUUGCACCAAGCACAAAUUAUGUUUAAACAAAAUGUCUGUCGCAGUGUACAGAAUCCAUUUAUUAUGAGUGAAUGGAACAAAGAGAAUAUGAAAUAUUGUUAUGGUUUUUUAUAUUUUGACCACACUCACACAAAUGUGCAGAGGGGUCCCCAUGACUUUCACACUGCCAAUAUUGUGCUUUCUGUAUCAUAAUGUAGGGUAUCAAUAGAUGGAAUAAAAUAACUAAGGAAAUGAUCAUCUGGACUGUACAAUCAAACCUACCGUUGUUAAUAUUUUUUAUUGUUGGUAGCCAAUAUUUUUGUGAUUAAUUUGCAAAUAAAGAAACCACUGUC